CAUAUGCUUCGCGCGAUUUUUUUUUGGGAAAACUGUGCAGAGGUGGUAAUCUUCAUUGGAGCAUUGUGUUGAGAUUGCAUGGAUAGGCCGCUCUCCAAGAGCGCUGUCGUACUUCAAGGUCAACUCCAAUGAACGAUCGCAGGCGGGAAUUGCCAGGCGCAAGCUUCAGUGGUGGAUGAGAGGCAGACUGAGCCAAUUUUCGACGAGAGUCAACGAUGGUGCCCGCGCUCAACGGGCAUAAAGAUUUCGAUGUGAUGGACGAGUCAAAUGCAUCUCACCGUAACGAUGACGAAACUGAAAUGAGCUAUCCGGAUCCAUCUCGUGUCGUACAGACUCCCUACCCAACGUUGUCCACUAGUCACACACAAGACGAAGCAUCCCGGGCAGAGCACAUAUCAUACCAGUCGGGGACAGAGAACGGUCUACAUCCGGCGCUUCAUGAUGAAUCCAAUGGUCAAAGUCAUCAAGGAGAAGCCGCGGGGAGCAUUGCUGAGCAGGCUCGAUCAUUCGCACAAGAAUUUUAUGACCAGGUCGGUCCUCCGGGCGGCGACGGCUUAGAGGAAGACCAAUCGGACUGGGUUCCAAACGAUACUCAGGCAGAGACCGACUUCGAAACUGAAUUCGAAGAUACCACCGAUAUUGGUAAUGUCGAUAUUGGUGAUAUCCUUGAUGGCGAAACGUCCAUUCUCGGCACGUCGGGGUCGACCACGAAAUCCAAAACCAAAAGCAAAGGGCAAACAAAGGCGCGAAAACGUGGCUGGCGACAGUUCUUGAAAGGAACUGAAUUUGAAAACCUCGGCAAAGCCAAACGAGACCCUCCACCCCCCAAACGACCUGUACCUCGAAGGAAUCGCAAUUAUGUCGAUCCCGGCCGGGACUUCAAGGAGAUGUUGUCGAAAGCUUCCCAAGAGUUCAUGGCUGACAACUUGGAUGCCGCAGCCGACUUCGCACGAGGUGCUGUCGAAGCCAAUCCGGAGAUCUUUGCAGCACACUCCUUGCUCUCCGAGAUUCUGCGCAAACAGGGAAAGAACGAAGACUCCAUCCGGGUGCUGACUUGGGGUGCUCAUGUUGCGAAGCAACCUACCGUCUGGUUGAAUAUUCUGGAGCGCAUCUUGGAGCUCCUGGAAGACAGUCCCAGCGAAGCUCUGAUCAAGGAAGCGCUCGAUUGCGCGAAGGAAGGACUGCGAUUGAAGGCUGCCGCCUCCCCUGACCUUCAAUACAUGUUUCAGCGACACAGAUUCCAAUUGUACAAACAGCUCGGGGACACGACCGCCACGCGUAAGACUUGCAAGUACAUCAUCAAGCGUUGGCCCAAGGACAUUCAGAUGUGUCGCGAGUUCGCCGAAUUAUGUCCUAGCUGGAAUGACACGACUGAGCUGAAAUUCGCUAAGAAGCUGUACGACGACGUGCUUGCCUCGCUGGAUGACCCUUCUCAACUUGAGCCCGAGGACGAUCCCUGGCGGCAUGUCAUUGCCUAUCUUGAAGUGGUCACACUACUCGAUGAGCCUGCCAAUGCUAUCGCCGCCGGUAAACGUCUUUCGCGUUGGGUUCUCGGACGCAAAGCCGAAUCGUUCUGGGACACUUGGAACGAUGACGAUCGCGAAUUUGACGUGGAUGAUGAACGUCGGCUUGAAGUCCCUGGGUUUGAGUCAUCCAGCACACCCGAAGACCGUGCUAAGUACGGCGAAAGCCUGCCCAUUGAGAUCCGUGUCAAAUUGGGAAGAUUACGUGCGAAGAUGGGUGCAUCGCAUCUGAACGAAGCCUCGAAACAUUUUGAACACCUCGCUGCGUUUGAGGACUGCAUCGAAUACUAUUACGACCUCUACUUGCAGGCAGCGUCCUCUCUGAAUGCUGCUGGUCUGCUGCAGGACGCAGCCCGUCUCUAUGACACCCUCCGUGAUGUUCCGGAUGUCAUUAAUGAACCGACAUGGAUGGCUAUGGGGAUGUGCUACGAGGGCCUCCGCCAAAAGGAAGACGCGAUCGAUUGUUUUGAGGAGGUCCUAAACCUCGAUGGGGAGAGUUACAGUUGGGCGAGCGCUCGCCUUGCGAAAAUUUACGAGGAAGCUGGCGAUUCGGAGAAAGCUAGAAGCUUAUGCGAAGAAGUCAUCAAACUCGGCCGCAGAGAUCUGCUCCGCAACGCCAAAGUGAAGGAUAUACCGAUACUGCUGCCAAGCUCUCGCACAGAACCCACCGACAGCGAGGCUGCACCGACUGAGGCGUUGUCAACCAUCCCAAUUGAACCGUCACAUGCUGCCGUCGAAGGAACCUUCGGUGAAUUUCAGCUGGAACCGCCGCUGGAACCGCCGCUAGAGCCGGAAGCUGGACCGGCACGUCCUCCAAAGAAGACCAGAAAACGAAUCGCAGAGGAUAGGGCCUCAGGUACCGAUACUCCAGCUGUCAAAAGAUCUAGAAAGCCCAGGUCAAAUCUCAUCAGAAGACCGACCAUGGGUGCGGAGCGGCAGUUGCGUCAAUUUGAGGACGCAAGAUCCCGCAUUCAUGCUAAUAUCGGAGUAGUCCACAUGCACUGGUCUGCUAUGGAAAGUGGCGAGGACGAGGAGGCGAUAAAUCUGUGGGUCGAGGCCGCAAGCAAUCUUCUCGAGGAGUUUCUGGCGACCAGAGUCUUUUUCCCCGACAACUCCAAGAAUAUGCAGGUCAAGGUGUCUGCUCACGAGGAGCGAAUCUUUACAAGAAUCGAGGCAGGGGUACCCAAUCCAGAUGCGCCGACAGCAUUUCAAGAUAUCACCUUCUACGAGUGGCACCACGUCUUAGCUGACUUGGCUCUGUAUCAUGCCAAAAGAGGGGAACAAGAGAAAUGCUACAAGAUUGUUCAAGGCGUGCUCUUGACCGCCAAUGUGUUCUGGCAAGACCCCGAGAUUGAGCGAAUCAGCAUCUCUGUCGCACUGUGCUGCGCGCUGAUCUUCAACGAUGGACAGUACGCAGUAGAGCUGGGUCGCAAAAUCAUCGGCAUGGGUGAUUCACGAUCGACCACGGCGUUCCAGCUCUUCGCUGCGACCAACCGCUUCAUCUAUGGCAGUAACUGGUUCCAGGCAGGACCAUCGCAGAAAUUUAUGCAUCGCAUCCUCAAGACCGCGGACUUCCUCGCCAUGCCAAGUGAUUUGCGUGAACAAUAUGAUUUUGCCAUUCAGAAAAACUCGCUUAACCAGCGUCUCGCCAAGCUCUCCGACGAAACCCACGAAGUCAACGCCAAUGCGCUGAUGAUCUAUGGACACAUGGUGGCCGUGGCCAACCAUUCUUACACCUCGCUUCCUUAUUACUUCCGCACCCUGGCCAUGUACCCCGACGAUAUCUGUGUGAACCUGAGCAUCGCCACGAUGUGGGUGCAAAACUCCAUGAAGCGCCAGACCGAGAACCGUCACUUCGGGAUCAUGCAAGGUCUGGCAUUCCUCUACCGCUACUACGAGCUUCGCACCGCAAGCGGCCGGGCGUGUGAUUUGCAGGAGGCGGAGUACAACGUCGCGCGCAUGUGGCACAAUCUCGGAUUGCUUCACAUCGCUAUGCCUGCGUAUGAGAAAGUGCUGGACUUGAGCGUUCAGGUCCAGGCGGAAUGGCUCGCGGGUCGAAGCCAACGUGGCGAGAGCACCGCAUUCGAUGAGGCGGAGGAUUUCGCGAAAGAAGCUGCGUUUGCUUUGCAGAGCAUCUAUGCUGUUGAUGGAAACGAUGAGGCUGCUAGGGCUAUCACUGAGGAAUGGCUUGUCAUAUAAUGAUAAUAGUAAUAAUGAUUUGGAGGUACCCCUGACCGUACCCGUGUUGGGAACGCGCAGAGAGCCUAUGUAAAUGUAUAGAUCAGCACGUUCUAUGGAUAGGUCGUGCUCUGCUCAUUAUGGCAG
Dissoconium aciculare CBS 342.82 is the source of this 3848-nucleotide messenger RNA. RefSeq names its product TPR-like protein. NCBI's taxonomy places the organism in Eukaryota, Fungi, Ascomycota, Dothideomycetes, Mycosphaerellales, Dissoconiaceae. Gene Ontology annotation, cellular component: transcription factor TFIIIC complex. The transcript has a single exon. The coding region runs from base 216 to 3722 and encodes 1168 amino acids. The record is from RefSeq and is a predicted model, not a curated record. Gene Ontology annotation, biological process: transcription by RNA polymerase III. Gene Ontology annotation, molecular function: protein binding; heme binding.